This is a messenger RNA of Thalassophryne amazonica, 3541 nucleotides long. It is a transcript of the gene pop1, whose product is annotated as POP1 homolog, ribonuclease P/MRP subunit. The transcript is spliced from 16 exons. Bases 112 to 3009 code for a protein of 965 amino acids. NCBI's taxonomy places the organism in Eukaryota, Metazoa, Chordata, Actinopteri, Batrachoidiformes, Batrachoididae. Gene Ontology annotation, biological process: tRNA 5'-leader removal. Gene Ontology annotation, cellular component: nucleolar ribonuclease P complex; ribonuclease MRP complex. The record is from RefSeq and is a predicted model, not a curated record.
GAAGCAAACAACGAAGCAGUGGCGUGUGAAAGCUUCAUAUGUUGAGAACAUUCAGAUCACGUUUAAAUUAAAAAGAAAGCCUCAGUAAUAACUUUAUGCUGUGGUGACUAUAUGAAAAUGUCUGGAGCUAAACAUAAGAUGAGAGAGAAGAAAAUGAGAGACCAGCCUGUCAGUGUGCAGUAUUCAUCAUCUCAGCAGAGCUGCACACACAAUGGAGGAGGUGAUAAUAAGGAAAGACCAUCAACAUCAGUGCAGAGGCACCAUCAGGACCGAGUGGGGUGGGUUCGAGGACAUCAGCCUGAUGGUGGUGGCUACGCUACUGAGAUGCCAAAGUACAUCACGGUGAGUGCUUUUGCCAGAGCGAGAGCUGCAGAGGUGAAAGCCAUGUUGAAAGCCGUCACCAAGACAACAGGCAGCUGCCAUGUGUUCGCAGCCCUGCCCAAACACAUGAGAAGAAGGGCCAUGAGCCACAACACCAAGCGGCUGCCUCACAGGCUGAGAGAUGCAGCCAAUUGGGUGCGUGAGAAGAACCUGGUGGCCAGCUCAAAGAAGAAGGAACUAACAAAGAGUAAGAGUCGCAAGGCCCGCCGACGGCAUGGGAAUCUGCUGCUGGAGUUCAACCGGCGACAAAGGAAGAACGUGUGGCUGGAGACGCACAUUUGGCACGCCAAGCGCUUCCACAUGGUGAAAAAGUGGGGCUACUGCCUCGGGGACAGACCCACCUAUAAAUGCUACCGGCCGUGCUACAGAGCCAUGAGCAGCCACUGCCUGCUCCAGGACCUUUCUUACUACUGCUGCAUUGAGCUGCAGGGAGAAGAAGAAAAGCUGUUGGAUUCUCUUUCACUGCUGACAAACAAGGAGACGGGUCCUACGUUUGCUGCAGCUUUGUGUCUGUCGGGACAAAAACAGGGCAGCGUGGUACUCUUCAGAGCAGGACGGUACCCAUCGCAAGCUCUUGGACCUGUGACGUUCCUCUGGAGACCCCGCACCCUGGGCUCAGCUCACAGGCAGCUGUGGAUCUGGUGUCAUCCCAGUCUAAAGCAGGACCUUCUCCCCGAGUUACAGAGUGUGUGCCAGUGUUGUGAGGCUGUAAUUCCUCCAGCUGUUCCUGUGGUGACGCCUGCACAGGAUGUUCCUAAUACACAACCAGAACAGACCCCUGAACCAACACAGACCCCCGGGACUAAAAGGAAGGGGAGCCGCCUGGAGGCGAGGGAACCUCCAGCUAAGAAAAUCUUGGGAGAUGGAACGAGAUCUCCCACCACCCCAGUGACCUGGAAGUCCACCUCAACUGGAAUAGUUAUAAAUGACCUCACAAUGGAGAUUGUACGCUAUCGCCUGAUUGGACCGCAUUCUCAUUCUGUGCUCACAGAAACUUUGGAAGCCGCCACCAUCUGUGAUGAAAUGGAUAACGCUCAGCCAUCUUCUCUGUGGUGGCCUGAACUUUGUAAAGAUGACGCUAAGAAGAAGCUACAUCAACAACAAGCUGAUGUUUUUCACAUACUGAAAGGCUGCUAUUCGACCGGAGAGCUUCCCGCAGGCACAGUGUUGGGUUUAACAGUUGAUGACCCCAGGCUGACCUUGCCAACUGAGAAGGUUAAAGCGCCGGUCUGUGUAGAGCAGCCAAAAGCAGUGGAUGAGGAGAAGAUGAAAGACUUGAUAUUGCAAGGUGUAUCAGAGCACUGCUGUCAGAGUUUUCUCUGGGAAAAAUCUGUUCGUGACAACGUCACUGACAACAAGAUCCCUGAACAAGAGCUGAACCGUAUGAGGAGUGCAGUGCUGGUACCAGGUUCCAGGCUGAGUCCCACACCCCCACAGGGUCGGGUCCCCAUCCUGCUCAUUCACCAGCCUGGAAAGGACGUUGGACACGAGAUGGCAUCGUGGGGAGCUGGCUGGGACCUGCUGCUUCCUAAAGGCUGGGGCAUGGCUUUCUGGAUACCACUGGUGUACAGAGGUGUUCGUGUCGGUGGGCUGAAUAUGAGUCUGAAACACUCUCAGAAUAAAGGAGCGCCACACUUUCCACACGACUACCCAGACUGCCCUGCAGGUGCCCGCUUCCAGGUGGAGCAGGAAGCGGAGCUCCUGGACAAGUUUAAAAGACGUCCACCCGCCAAAAGGACCAAUUACAUUAAACAUGGCUGUCUGGCUCCCUUCCGUUGCCCUUGGCAACAGCUGGCUGAGGAGUGGGAGCUUAUCACAAAGGAAACAGGAAGGGACGGAGAAGGACGCGGUCUGAUCCAAAGCUGCACAGAGAGCGGCGCGCCGAUGGAAGGAGUAUCACACGGGGACAGCGCUACACCAGCGAGCCUCUUCUCUGUGCUCAGGAGUCGAAGGUCUCUGAGGCUUCUGUCUGGUUGGUGCAGGCCCACUACAUCCAAAGGUCAAAGGUCAUGUCGUGUCACGGCGGCGCUGCCUCUCAGCUGUUCGGCUGUGAUGUCUUUCCUUGCGGUGUGUGGGAAGAGUCUCGUGUGGGUGCGUCUGUCACUGCUGUCAAAGGGGAGGCCGGAGCUCCACGCCGCUGUGUGUGUGCCGACCGCCGAAGACCUGAAGCUGAAAACCAAACCUGACAGCAGUGGCCCCCAGGAGCCCCCGCACACAGACCGCUUCAAAAGCAAAAUAAAGUGGCGCAAGAAGGACGAGAAAGCUGCUAUGUCCUCUUCGGAUAAAACUGAGGUCAAAGCAUCAGACCUUCCCUCCGCCUCGGACCCAAACCUCAGCACACGCCAACAUCCCAAAUCUUUGCCCUCGCAGUCAUCAGAUCUGAUUUUGGGGGUGUGGCCUGACCCUUUGCCGAGUGUGACUUCUCACGGCUCCCGUGUCACGUUGGGCUGGGUCACCCAAGGAGACUUUUCCCUGUCCGCCGGCUGUGGUGAGGCUCUCGGUUUUGUUAGCGUCGCUGGUCUCCUCAACACGCUCCUCACGCAACCACCGGAGCACAGAGGUCUGGUGCUGCUGAGAAACCCCUCCUCCCUCCAGUACCGCUUUGCAAAAGUCAACGUAGAAGUCUGAUUUAAACACUUGAAGAACUUAAGGAACUGGUCUUGAUAUUUGUGUUUGAACCCAUUACAGAGAGUUUAUGGACAUGAUUUCAAAAGAUACAAGAAACAGCUGAACACAGAAAGUCAGUUCAAUGUUUUAAAAAAGUUUGAACAAGUUUAUUUUCAAACGUUUACCAGAAUAAAGUGAAGCCAAGUGAACAGAAGAAAGGUGUGUGUGUGUGUGGGUGGGAAUCAAGCAUCAGAAAGGUCCUUUAAACCAACAAAAAAAGAAAAAAGAAAAAUGUUGAUCUUGGGCCAGGUUUGUUGACUCUGUCAUGUACCAUGGCUCCGGCAGACAGAUUUAAAGCUGCCACCCCCUUUGAUUUUCCACCAAACUGCUAAAAUAUACUGUAUGGUGAAAUCUAGUAGACUCCUGACCGAUAAUAUCUGUUGGUUGAUAUGAGCUCUUUCAUGAACAUAUCGGUAUCCAUGUUAUUUUUGCUGAUACAAAAACUUUUAUUUUACAGAAUAAACAAUAUGCUGUUGGAAUUGGUGUCAUUAUG